AUACGACACAUGGACGGUAGAAUUGAUGUUUAUAUAUCAAGUGCGUUAGUAUUGUGUUCAUAAUGGAGAAUUUAAUUAAUUUCCCGGUGUCGUGUUUUAAUGUUGGGCUGAAUGUAAUUACAAGGGUGUUUUUAAUCGUUAUAAGUGCCGGUGUUUAUCAGGGAUUCAUUAUAGCUGAAGUUUUACUGAAUAAUUCGAAUGUGUGGUACCCAAAAUGCUUAGCUAAAGCUGUGGAACUCAUUCAAGAAAGUAUAUCGAGAAUAACAUUGAUUGUUUUACGAAAAAGCACAACUAAGGGUCGCAAGGAGCCCGAGAAACAGAAAUUGAGCCCGAAACCGAAGCGCCAUCUGAAAAUAGAUCCUGAGGUAGUCAUGUUGAACGGAUUUAUGAGGUGGUUCCUGCGUUUCUUAGUAUCCCUGCUGGCAAUAGGCGUGCACCCUUUAACAUAUUUACUAAACAUCAAAAGAAAUAGAAAAUGUCCGCCACCAACAAACCCUUUACUAUUCAAAUCGGCUACCACACUGGCAAUGAUGAUCAGAAACAAACAGAUUACAUCAGAAGAAUUAGUAACAGCGUACAUCGAACGUUGUAAAGAAGUCAAUCCGUAUUUGAACGCUAUAGUUGAGCCUCGAUACGACUUAGCCAUAAAGGAAGCGAAGUGUAUAGACAAAAUGAUAGCAUCCAAUGACCGUUCAAGCGAGGAAUUAGCUAAGGAAUAUCCUUUACUUGGCAUUCCUAUGACUGUUAAAGAAAGUAUAGCAGUAGAAGGCAUGAGUAAUGAUAGUGGUACGGUGUUUCCAUAUAGGAAUCCAGCUAAAAAGGACGCAGAUAUAGUCCGUAGAGCCAGAGCAGCCGGUGCGAUACCAAUUGCUGUGACAAAUACGCCACAGCUAUGUAUGAAUUGGGAAACUUACAACAAUGUCACAGGUUUGACUAUGAACCCUUACGACCAGAGACGUACAACGGGAGGGUCAUCUGGUGGAGAAUCAGCGUUAAUAGCUUCAGCGGCUUCUAUAAUAGGAGUGGGUUCGGAUAUCGCAGGAUCAUUACGACUACCACCAAUGUUCAAUGGUAUAUUUGGUCAUAAGCCUUCACCGAAACUUGUAUCUAUUGAAGGUCAUGUACCAGACUGCCUUGAUCCAGAAUUUGAGGAAUUCUUUGCACUAGGACCUAUUACACGAUACGCGGAAGAUUUACCUCUGCUUUUAAAAGUUUUGAGACAAUCCUCUGGUCCAGAUGUGCCAUUGGAUAAACCGGUAGAUCUUACACGUCUAAAAUUUUAUUACAUGGAAGGCGAUGGCAGUAAUGUUACUGACAAAAUUGGAUCAGACAUAAAAAUGGCUUUGGAAAAAGCUAAAGCUUACAUUAAAUCUACCUAUAACGUAGAAGUUAAAGAGCUAAAAAUAGCAAAUAUAGAGCACAUGUGGGAAAUAAGCGUAAGAGUACUUUUCAAGAUAAAUCACGUACGAAACAUCUACACAGAUCCAGAGAAACGGGACCAGCUGAUAUCGAUGUGGCCGGAAGUCUUAAAGAAGAUGAUGGGUUUGUCCAGUCACUCCUUAACGUGUAUCGCUUAUGGACCCGCAAAGAAAUUCUUCGAUGCUUUACCAAAGAAUUAUUAUAAAAAACUUUUAGAAGUCUUUGAAGAAAUUAAGACUGAUUUUAAUGAAGCUUUAUCUGACGAUGCAGUGUUAUUGUUUCCAACGUUCCCAUAUCCGGCACAUUUACACUACAGGAUAUUUUACAAAUUUUUAAAUUGUGGAUAUCUGACGAUAUUCAACGCUUUAGGGCUACCCGCUACGGCUUGUCCUAUUGGGCUCACAGAUAAGGGUCUGCCCGUAGGCUUGCAAAUUGUUGCGAAUAAAUGUAAUGAUCAUUUAACGAUAGCUGUUGCCAAGGAAUUCGAAAAAGCAUUCGGAGGAUGGACGCCGCCUAAUAAGGAACUAUUAAACAGCAUUAAAACUGCGUAACUAAAGGAAUGAUAAACUUUUUCUAUGUAAAUAGCGCUAAAGAGCUAUCGUGCAAUAUAAAGGACUAGAAUGACAAUGUGUGAAUGUUUUAUAAAAAGAAAGAAAAUGAUGUAAGGAUCAUGAUUUAUAUAUAUUUAUACAAGGAUACUAUAAUGA
This is a messenger RNA of Nymphalis io (European peacock), 2126 nucleotides long. RefSeq names its product fatty-acid amide hydrolase 2-B-like. The coding region runs from base 63 to 1970 and encodes 635 amino acids. The record is from RefSeq and is a predicted model, not a curated record. Lineage: Eukaryota; Metazoa; Arthropoda; Insecta; Lepidoptera; Nymphalidae. The transcript is spliced from 10 exons.